AUGGGUCGCUCGCUCGCCAAGAAGGGCGGGAGCGCCAAGAAGAAGGGUGGGCACGCGGACUGGAUGGACGACGAGAUUGACGACGCCAACCGCCUGCGCUCCAAGGACAAAAUCGGCUUCGACGCCUCCGACUCGGAGGAGGAGGAUCCGGACGCUGACCUCGACACCGAGGCCGUCAUGGACAUCGGCGGCGACUCGGACGAUGACUCCGAUGCCGAUUCCGAUGAGGAGGAGGAAGAUGCAGAGGAGGAGGAGGAGGACGACGACGACGACGACGAUGAGGGCGACGACGACGACGACGACGACGACGACCUGGGUUCCGACGACGACGAGGACGAGGCGGCGCUGAUCCGCGCGAUGAAGGCGCAGCAGAAGAAGCUCGCCUCCAAGGGCGUCAAGCGCGGCGGUCAGGACGAUUCGUCCUCCGACGAGGAGGAAGAGGAAGAGGACGACGGCCUGCGCAUCAAGGGCCGCAAGAAGGCCGACUUCUACGGCGACGAGGAGGUGGACCACGAGGGCAUGAGCGACGAGGACGAGCGACGAGACGAGGAGAGGGAGGCGCGCAGGCUGCAGCAGGCGCGCGCGGCGGGAAUGAGCGCCGCGGACUUCGGCCUCUCCGAUGACGAGGACGACUCCGAAGACGACGAAUCCGACUCUGAGCCCGAGGAGGAGGCCACGCUGGGCGCCAAGGCGGCCAAGCUCAGCGCCAAGGGCAAGAAGGCUGAGAAGGAGUCGCUCAAGAAGGUCAAAAAGAACGUCGCGUCCCUCGGCGCGGCGGUGGAGUCCCUGGGCUGCGAGGAGCUCGAGGCGGCCGAAGGUGCGGACGCGGAGACCGGUGACUCCCCCGAGGUGGUCGCGCUGACCAAGGAGCUCACCAAGAAUCUGGACGAGGUGCGGAACACGAUUGAGCCGCUGUGCAAGUUUGUCCGUGAGGGCAACAUGGUGACCAAAGAGGGCAUCUCCUACCUCGACACCAAGCACCUGCUGAUGCUGUCUUACUGCAUCAACAUCGCGUUCUACUUGCUCCUCAAGGCGGAGGGUAGGCCCGUGAAGGACCAUCCGGUGGUGUUGAGGCUAGUGGAGAUCAGGACCUACAUCGAGAAGCUCAGGCCCAUCGACAAGAAGCUCAAGUACCAGAUUGACAAGCUCCUCAAGAUGGCAAAGGAGGGCGUCACCGGCGAGGAAGAGGACGCCGACGGCGCCGGCGAGGAUCCCCUGCAGUUCAGGCCCAACCCCGACGCGCUCGUCAGCAAGGUGGACGAGGAUGCCGAGGAGGGCGCCGACGGCGGCGUGUACCGCCCGCCCAAGAUGAUGCCCACCGCCAUGGAGGAAUUCGAGGAGGGCGGCAAGAGCUCCAAGCAGAAGCGGGCGGAGAAGGAGGCCAGGAGGAGGGCGCAGCGCUCCUCCCUCAUCAAGGCGACCGGUCGCGAGACCACAUGGCGUACACAAAUCGUACCAGACCUUGGGCAGGAACUGAUUCUUUUCGCAACGACGCAGGAACUCGCGCAAGAGCUCGGGGAGGCUCCCGAGGAGCUAGGCGGCGACGAGGGCGACAUGCAGAGCGCCUUCGCCAAGCGCGAAUUCGCCCGCAUGGAAGCCCGCGCCAAGAUCGAGGAGGACCUGUUCACGCGCGUGCCCCUCUCCAAGGUUGAGCGCAGGCGCCAGAAGGCCACCACUCGGUCCGUCAACUCGCUCUCGCAGGUUGGCGACUUUGGCGACGACGUGGCCGACCUCGUGGAGGUUGCCGAGGAGCUCGAGAACAAGAAGCGCACCAGGCUCGUGGACUCCGUGACACAGCUGGGCGCUAAGCCCAAGAAGGCAAAGGCGACGAGCGGCGACGCGGACCUCCCCAUGCGCGAUUCCCUCGGGGAUCGCCGCGACAAGUACGAGCGCGGCGUCAACAGGAAGAUGGCCGCCAAGGCCAGGGAGGAGGAGGAGGCUGCCGACCGGGAGGCUGCGCGCGAGAGGCGCCGCGUGGACGAGGACGAGGAAUACGCGGGCGCGGCUACCCUCCGCGACCGCAAGCGCGCCGCCAAGGAGGAGAAGUACCGCCGCCAGGCUGGCAUCAUCGCGCCGCUCGAGGAGGAGAUCGGCGACUUCGACAAGCGCCACGUGGGCAAGAAGAUCAUGGAGAACCGCGGUCUCACCCCUCACAGGAGCAAGGACCACAAAAACCCGAGGAAGAGGCUUCGGGACAAGUUCGCCAAGGCGCAGAUCAGGCGCAAGGGACAGGUGCGGUCCAUGCGCGAGGACGGCGGCGGGUACGCGGGCGAGGCGACGGGUAUCAAGACCUCCGUCUCCAAGUCCAGGCGGUUCGGGAAGUGA
Messenger RNA from Micromonas commoda, 2325 nucleotides. RefSeq lists its product as hypothetical. Gene Ontology annotation, biological process: maturation of SSU-rRNA from tricistronic rRNA transcript (SSU-rRNA, 5.8S rRNA, LSU-rRNA). The coding region runs from base 1 to 2325 and encodes 774 amino acids. NCBI's taxonomy places the organism in Eukaryota, Viridiplantae, Chlorophyta, Mamiellophyceae, Mamiellales, Mamiellaceae. The transcript is spliced from 4 exons. The record is from RefSeq and is a predicted model, not a curated record. Gene Ontology annotation, cellular component: nucleolus; small-subunit processome.